Molecule: messenger RNA, 5229 nt
Organism: Nerophis ophidion (straightnose pipefish)
Lineage: Eukaryota; Metazoa; Chordata; Actinopteri; Syngnathiformes; Syngnathidae
Product: insulin-like growth factor-binding protein 3
Exons: 4
Coding region: 137-1000 (287 amino acids)
Biological process (GO): regulation of insulin-like growth factor receptor signaling pathway
Cellular component (GO): extracellular region
Molecular function (GO): insulin-like growth factor I binding; insulin-like growth factor II binding; fibronectin binding
Source: RefSeq, a predicted model, not a curated record
CAGCGGAGCAGAAGUAGUGCGAGGGGAGUGACUAAGUCCCAGGGUCUAUAUAUUCACAUGUUUUGUCCGGUGGCUUUACGUGAAUGAGAGAAGAAGACGAAGAAGUCCCCACAGCGCAGGAUUAUUACACGCCAUCAUGGAUUCGAUCUUCCGCGCACUUUGCAUGACUUAUUUUGUCCUGGCGUCGUUCAGCCGUGGGUCAGGUGCGCUGGGUCCGGUGAUCAGGUGCGAGCCCUGCGACGAGAACGCGCGUCUGUCCUGCAAGCCUUUGCCCAAGGACUGCGCCGAGAAGGUCCGCGAGCCGGGCUGCGGCUGCUGCCUGACGUGCGCGCUCAGCUUCGGCCAGCCUUGCGGCGUAUACACCGGCAGAUGCGGCUCCCGGCUCUCCUGCCAGCAUCAGCCCGGCGAGACGCGACCGCUGCAGGCUCUGCUGGAGGGACGCGGGAUUUGCGCGAACGCCACGACGACGACGACGAGCAAAAGACUCGCGGAGAGACAAUCGCCCCCUGUCAAUGACCUUCCAGAAAUGAUUGAGACUGUGGACGAGGAGCGUAACUCCACCGGCUUCCAGAAGACCCACAGACCGGUGGCACCCCUGAGACCUCCACUUCACCCCUUCCUCCAUUCCGCCAAGGCCGAAAUCCUCCGGCGGGAGCAGCAAAAGAGAACAAGAAGCUUUAAAAUGGAGGUUCCGGGACCACUCAUGACAGACCAACAGAACUUCUCCCUGGAGAUCAAACCGGAGCCUGAGUAUGGUCCCUGUCGGCGAGAGAUCGAGAGCAUUCUCAGCAGCCUGAAGAUUACAGACACCCUCAACCCCCGUGGUUUCCGCAUACCAAACUGUGACAAGAAGGGCUUCUAUAAGAAAAAACAGUGCCGUCCGUCCAAGGGCAGAAAGCGAGGCUUCUGUUGGUGCGUGGACAAAUUCGGGCAGCCUCUGCCAGGUUUCGAUGGGAGGGAGCGAGGAGUCGCCCGGCAUUACCACUCAGAGAGCCAAUAGGAGCCUGUAAACAAGAUCCGUAAACAACCAGAGACGCUGAGGAUAUCAGGAGAUGGGUCAAGACGGUUCGGCUUGUUGAAAAGACGAUGGAUUCUUCAAAAACUCUCCUGACAAAGACUCACCUCGAGUAAUUGAUCUCGAAAGCUGAGAGAGAGAGAGAAAGAGAGAUGCACUUCAUUAUUAUUAUUAUUAUAGACAUGCAUUCUCUCAGUGUAGGCAUAACUUUGUUUAUGCUUUCAAGGUUUGCUUCCUUAAACACAGAAAUACAUCAUCGUCAUCAUCAUCAGUCAGGUGGGUGUUCCCAAGUUGUGGCUUCAGGACCCGAAAAGGGUCACGGGUGCAUUUUUUCUGGGUCAUCAUGGAAGUAAAAAGACAUUUAUUCAUCCAUUUCUCAACAAAGACAUUAAUGUUUGUAAGAAUUUCAUGUCUCGUGUGUGUUUUAUUAUGUUAGAUUUAACGGGCCAUUAGACCAAAUCAGUUCUAUUGACUUAUUACAACUCUUAAAAUAAAUUACCGUAUUUUUUUAUAUAGUAAGGCGCACUUAAAAUCCUUAAAUUUUCUCAAAAAUUAACAGUGCACCUUAUAACCCGGUGCGGAAUAAUUCUGGUUGUGCUUACCGACCUCGAAGCAAUUGUAUUUGGUAUAUGGUGUAAUAAGUGUGACCAAUAGAUGGCAAUCACGUAAGAGAUACGUGUAGACUGCAAUAUGACGCCAGUAAACACCAAAACUUUAAAUGGUCCACUGAAAAUAAAGAACAUUAUGCACGGCGCUCAAAAAUCCCUCAAAAUGUUUUAGUAAGACUUUGAAGCAGCACCACUUGAUGGAUUGUCGGCCCAUUACAGCUCCCGUAGUCAGAGAUACAAGUAUUACUAUGGUGUGUGUAUAAGUACUGUGAAGUGAAGUGAAGUGAAGUGAAUUAUAUUUAUAUAGCGCUUUUUUUCUCUAGUGACUCAAAGCGCUUUACAUAGUGAAACCCAAUAUCUAAGUUACAUUUAAACCAGUGUGGGUGGCACUGGGAGCAGGUGGGUAAAGUGUCCUGCCGAAGGACACAACGGCAGUGACUAGGAUGGCGGAAGUGGGGAUCGAACCUGCAACCCUCAAGUUGCUGGCAUGGCCACUCUACCAACCGAGCUAUACCGCCCUGUCAUCGAUAAGCUUCUCCUUUUUCACUAUCUUCUUGUUGUGGGGCAUUCAUCCUCUGCUGUUGCGAUUUCUAAUAUAAAGUAGUGUAAAGUUCUUACUGACAGUAUAUCUGUCAGUAAACUCGCUAUGAAAGCAUUAUUAGAGUUAUUAGAGAGUUACGGUCGGACGGAUUUUCACGGGACACAUUUCCGGCGCUGUUAUUGCACUAGUGAGCCACGGAUGAGAAGAUGCUGGUCUGUUAUUGAUUGAAGUAAAGUCUGAAUGUCAUUAAAACAGUUAGCGCCAUCUUUCGACACGUCUUCCACUCCCGUCCUUGCACGCUACACCGCUACAACAAAGAUGACGGGGAGAAGACAAUGUCGCAGGUGAGCCAUGUAAAUAAGACCGCCCACACAACGGUGCAUCCUGAAGCGACUGUCAGAAAGCGACUUGAAGAUGAUCUGUAAAAAAAUUGGACCAAAGAACCACCAUCACAUGUUAUGUAGACCACAAGGAAGUGUUUUACAUUUAGAAAAAACUCAUAAUAUGACCCCUUUAAAGCGCCUUAUAAUACGGUGCACCUUUUGUAUAAAAAAAAAAGACCUGAAUAGACCCGUUCAAUAUUGUACCUUUUAAUCCGGUGUGCCCUAUGGUCCAAAAAUAAUGGUACUUAAAAUGUGUAUUAGCCCGUUUCAGACUACCGUGUGUUUUGGAACAUAAGGCACACCGGAACAAUGAAAGGGUCUUUUUUCAUACAAAACACGUGCCAGAUUACAAGGCGCAUUAAAGGGGUCAUAUUAUGAUUAUGUUUUCUUCAUGGAAAACACUUCCUUGUGGUCUAUAUAACAUGUAAUGGUGGUUCCUUGGUCAAAAUUUUCAGGAUGUGCCGUUUUGUGGGUGGUCUUAUUUACAUGCUAAGACUACGUCUUCUCAUCUUCUGCAUCUUUGUUGUAGUUUUUAGCGCUUCCGUUGCGAGUCUACUCAUAGAUGUACAUUACAACUGUAUGCUACUUUAUAUUAGAAAUGGCGUCAGCGGAGGAUGAAUUCCCCACAACAAGAGGAUAGAGAAAAAGGAGCAGCCUUUUGACUACGGCGCAAGCUACAAUGGCGGAUGUGCACAGAUUUUCGGGAUUUAUGCAUAUUCCAAAUACACAUCAGCAGGAACCAAUAGGUAAGAAAUGUUGGGUUUUGCAUAAUAUUGCGAAUAAUAUUUUUUUCCUAAUAGGUGUCAUUUUCGGGUCCUUAGACACCAUAUUAAUACGCGUAUGUUGAAGCACAGUGGGUCUGACUAUGGUAGCUAUAAUGCUACGCAUUCCAUCAAGCGGUGCAGCUUCAUGGUUUACCAAAGUCGUACUAAAACAUCUUGACAGAUUUUUGAGCUCUGUGUGUACAAUGCUGCACUUGCUAGCAUCCUUUAUCGAACAGGCUUCAACCUGCAGUCCACACAUUCUGUAUCUCUUAUGUGUGGCUGCCUUUUACUGGUCACACUUAUUACACCAUGUACCAAAUAAAAUAACUUAGAGGUCAUAACCAGAAUUAAUAUGUAGAUUAGGUGCACCGAGUUAUGAGGCACACAGUGAUUUUUAAAGUGCGCCUUAAGGUCCGAACAAUACAGUACUUUUGUUCUGAUGACAAGUAACAGGACUGAAAAUAACACGAGUAAGUUUUUGCAAAAAAAUCUGCAAAAAAACAUGAAUUAUAGUCACAUGACAUUGUGAGUGUUAGCUAAAGUCAUCUGAUGUGGCGGAUGUGCACAGAUUUUUGGGACUUAUGCAGAUCCCAAAUACACAUCAGCAGGAACCUAUAGGUAAAAAAUGUUGCUUUUGCAUAAUAUAGCUAACAAUAUUUUUUUCCUAAUAGGUGCCAUUUUGAGGUGCUUAUACAGACAAUAUAAUACUGCUCGUAUGUUGAAGCACAGUAUGUCUGACUAUGGUAGCUAUAAUGUUACGCGUUCCUUCAAGCGGUGCGGUUUCGUACUACACCAAAGUGGUACUAAAACAUCUUGACAGAUUUUUGAGCACUGUGUGUACAUUUAUCAAACAGGCUUCAACCUGUAGUCCAUACAUUAUGUAUCUCUUAUGUGUGGCUGCCUUUUACUGGUCACACUUAUUACACCAUGUACCAAAUAAAUUUGCUUCGAGGUCGUGACUAAAGGAUUUUAAGUGCGCCUUAAGGUCCGAAGAAUACAGUACUUUUGUUCCAAUGACGAGUAACAGGACUGUAAGUAAUAGGAGUACGUUUGUAGGAAAAAAAUCGGCAAAUCCAUGAAUUGUAGUCAUAUGACAUUGUGAGUGUUAGCUAAAGUCAUUGUUGAAAUAUUCAAUAUACUGAUAAAUAACAAAGUUAACUUACUUUUGUACAAUUUCCUGUGGACCGUGUGACUUUUCAGAGGGAGUAGCAGGACUGAAAGUAACGGUUUGUUUUUAAUGAGUUAGUUUUUAGCACACAAUCAGCAAACUAUGAACAAUACGUCACAGCACACAAAGCACAUUAUAGUUCUUCAACCAAAAAAUUCUGAAAUAUAAACACAAGAACAUAUUUUAAAAUCAUGCAUGAAAUAUCAUUGACAUACAUAUACAUUACAUACAUACAGAUAAACCCGCAACCCCAAAGGGAAUAAGCAGUAGAAAAUGGAUGGACAUACAGAUAAAAAUAAGAGUGGACUUACUUUUGCCCUUUCAAAUGACGCAACGGCAGACCAUGUGACAUUUUUCAGAGGGGGUAACAGGACAGAGUGGCCAGUUUGGCCCAGGGACACAUUGAAAGUGAAUUGUAACCUUAAAAAUAAGGAAAAAAAAUCCUCAAAAGUAGUUGUGAUAAGGAGGGACACAAAUAUGUGAAAAAAAAGGAAGGAUUUAAAUUGUUUUUAAUUGUAGGAAGCAUGGACAUGCCCCAGUGUUCCAUGUUUUAAAUAUGCCAUUUGAAUCAACGUGCUGGACACUUUGUCAAAAAAAAAGAAAAAUAGACCGAUUUAGUGGAAUGGCCCGUAAUGUAUAUACAGUAUAUGUUUUGACAAAUGUGGUAAGCCCUCCUUUAAGGUAAGUUUGUAUGUACAUUAAAAUGCAGGCCUCAAAAGUAUUUUGCAUAAUAAAGGCACUAUAAAAUGA